Molecule: messenger RNA, 3334 nt
Organism: Acanthopagrus latus (yellowfin seabream)
Lineage: Eukaryota; Metazoa; Chordata; Actinopteri; Spariformes; Sparidae
Exons: 4
Coding region: 157-1017 (286 amino acids)
Source: RefSeq, a predicted model, not a curated record
CUCGCCGUUCUCCCGGCUCGAGUCGGAGACAUUUUCGCGCUUCCCCCGGAGUGCGGAGCUCAGCGCCCGGACGGUGGGAGUGAUCCGGAGGGGCGAAGACUCCUCGAUGUUCUCCAUCCCCACUCCAGACACUGACAGUUUUGCACGAUAGCUGUGAUGCACAACUGGCAGGAGAACGAAAUCAAAGAACUUUUGACCAUCCGGGCGUCGGAGGCGAUCCGUCACCAGAUCACGGGCACGGUGAAGGACUCUGCAGUUUACAGCAGGAUGACCAAACUGCUGGCGGACAGGGGGGUGUACAGGACUCACAUGCAGGUGAUCAGCAAACUGAAGGCGCUGAGGAAGCAGUACUCCAAGUAUCACCAGCAGAAGAUCCGCUGCGGUGCCGACCGCGUCGACUGGCCGUUGUAUGAGCAGUGCCACCGGGCUUUCGGGAAGGCCUCCUCCAGCAACCCGGCGAAACGAAAGCGGAGUCCCUCACCCCCCUCCGCGCCCUCUUCCCCACCGCCGCCUCUUCCUCCUCCUUCUCCGUCGGGCAUCUGUGAGAAGCACGAUGAGGUCGUAGUCAGCCUCUGGGACGAGGUCGAAGAGUCGGAGAUGAACAAGCGUUUGGAGCCGGUGGAGGCUGAGGACGACGAGGACGAGCAGUACAGCCCAUCAGAAGCCACAGAGCCCAUCAUCAACCAUCAAACUGACCACCAGUGGAGGAAACGCACAGACCAGUCAGUGCACAAAGUCCCAGCAAAGAGGAAGAAAGCCUCAAUGAUGGACAGCGUCACCACGCUGGUGUCUGCGACAGUCGCCCAGCUCCGAGAGAUGGACGCCGCCAUGCAGGCGCAGGAGGACGCCCGGCUACAGAGGCUGAUGGACCACGAGAAGGAGAUGCAGAACAAUCUAAUGAACCAGCUGGUUGCCAUGCAUGAACGGCUCAACCGAGAAAACCACGAGAGACACAUUGAACUCGUGGACACAAUACUCUCUAGGUUACCUUCACCUUCACCAUCGUCAGGUCUGUGACUGGCGCUUCCUGUGUGAGUGAUGACGAUGUGCCGCAGGGUUAGUGAGGUGGGGGGAGCAAUUCAGGCUCUCUCUCCCGCCAGCUGACGAGUGCCUAAGCCCACAUUCAUUUUUGUUUUUACCAUAUUCUUUAAAAACUGUAAGGAAAGAAAAGUCACUGAAAGCAUCUCAGCUUUAACCUCGACUCUGCUCACACAGGUCUCCGUUACACUACACGCCCUGGUUAACCCUUGAACAACACCAACGUGAACUGACAAAAUAAAGGCACGAUGACAAAACACUAAAAGAAGACAUGAACACUGCACGAUGACAGCCAACUGUAGCACUAUUUUAACACUUCUAGAAAUAUUUGGUGAAACGUAAUUUUUUUAUUUAUUUAUUUAUUUUCCCCAUGCAAAAUGAAAACUAGACUGGCACUCAGAGCACACAUCUCAACCAAGGACCAAUCAAUUGAGUACAAUCCAGUAUCAAACUCGAGAGCCCAAAGUUUUAAACCAUCCAUAAGUGCUUAACCAAGAUUUAAACUCAUGACGUCUUAUCUCACAUGUUAAGGAAACUGAACCAGAUCCUAGAUCCAUUCCUUCAGCCAAACAUUAAUGGGGGUCUGUUCUGGGCCGAGACAUACCGUCUAUCCAGGAUUUGUGGAAAUCUGUUUGGUUGCUUUGGUGUCGUCCUGGUGACAAACCCACCAGCAGGCAAAUGAACACGUCCAAAACACAAACCUCCUGGCAAUACACAUUUUCAAAACAAAAGUCAAAGCAUUUAUAACUAUAAAUUAAACUGGCUCUCUGGACCGUGAAUUGGUGGAUGUUUACUCUUAUUAAAAGUAACGUAUAGCAUAGCGAAAUUCUAACCAAUAAUAUAAAGAUGUAUUCUUACAUAUUAUGGGUGUCACAAUUUUUAAAUGGAGAAUUGAUCUAAGUGAAUGUUCACAAUCAAAUGCAUCAUUGACGAGUACUGAACUAAACUGAUAACACUGUCAAAAAAUCCUUGACUGAUUCACUUUAAGAUUUAGUUCAGACAGGUUUGAUAAAAUGAAAGUCAAAUCAAAUAAUAGAUCAGGAAAAUCAUGACACCCCUGUUACCCUUUUAUAUGACUCAAAAUGUGCUUAAGAAAAUCUCUGUGUGAAUCAGAACAUCAGAUCUGAGUCAUAUUGGCUAAAUAUAUGAAUUUAUGGUGUGGACAUAACCUUCAGUUAACAUGGCAGGAGACGUAUGAGUCCCAAAGUCAUGUGUGGACGGACGCACUUCUUCUUCUACCACCUGAAUCUGUUGGUGUGAACACUGAACCACACUCCUCUGCAAAAGUAAAACCAAUCACACCGACAGCUGCUGCUUUCUGCUGUAGGAAAGUACUGACUAAGUAUGUCCUCUCAGAAGGAGAGGAAACCAAAGAAACCUAUAUAUAUAUAUGUACACCUCUGUAACACUUCAGUAGAAAAAAAACACUGCUCUUCAGUGGAUUCCUGUGUGUAGCACAGGUCAUAAAUACGGUAUGUGAUGCACAUUGUAAGAAUAAUCCGCGCAGUAAAAUUCAGAGGGUUUCAGAAAUAUUCAUUCAGCCAGUCAGUCUGACUUUAUUUGGAUAGCACUUCUCAUUCACAAGGCAAUCAGUAACCCAAAUACAGAUAGUCAUGGACAGAACAAAGGCCAUUUAGGAACAUAAAAUACACAUCAGCUCAGUAGCAGACAUGCAGCCACCGCAGAGAAACUUUUAAGCUUGGUGUAAUGUGUGCUCUCUUGCCGGUCCUAGUCAACACGCAUGCAGCACAAACAUCCAUUCAGAAAUACUAAACACAGCAAAAAAUGUGUCAGUAAAUUAAAACGUAUAAACCAUACGAUUUCCCGCGCUGAUCCAGGAGUCAUUCUUGGCUGACACGAAAUUCCCGGUUGCGUUCACGGUCGUCAGCAAUCCGGGAGAAAACGUGUCAUUGAGGAAAAACACCUUCUGCAUCACACUUCACCCAGUGCACCCGGUUAUAUCCUGUACAUGUUCACAGCAGAGCAUUAAACACAGACUAUGCUGGUGUUGGUUUCACUUUCCAUGUUGGUUUGUGAGAAACAAAACUGAGUCCACCUUGUGAGCAGUUAGACUUUGCUUGUAUGAAUCAGAACUGAGACUUUGGUUUUAUACUUUUGGCUCUGUCAGCUGAGAUGUUAAGUUUUAUUGUAGAUACUUUUAUACUGUUAUAUACUGUUACAAGUGUGUUACUGUUUUACAUUCAUUGUUUUAACUUUUUUUAUUUCAUUGAUGGAACAAUAAAGUUUUCAAUUUCAAACUGAGGCCACGAAAUAUAAAAGUGAGGAUGUGAUAAAG